AUGCGAGGCUUCUCCCUUGGCCAAUUGUCGGAUCAAGAUGCUCUUCGACUCUUCGAAUGGGCCGAAGCCAGCCCGUCUGCUGUCAUCAAAUGCACUUGCCAACAGGUGCGUCGACUAAAGACGUUGCCAGAGCUGUCUUAUGCGAUAGGAGGCCAAACGCUGUUCUUGCACUGCGAGACUCCGGCACUGGUAGCAGAGGUCUGCGGCAUGGUCGUUGGAGUCACUCCUAAGGACGACCAGAUCAGCUAUGAAGUCGACGACGGUACUUCUGUGCUUCGCGUUGUCGAGACCCGCAAAUCAUUGCGUCAGGCCACAAUGCGCCCUGUUCAGGCUGGAGCGAACCCACCAGCUCUGACCGGUAUCCCAGAUUGCUACGUAAUGCCGCCUGAGCUCCAGCCAUCCGCAUCAACCAGCCGACUGGAUCGUGCGACAGCAACAACGUAUCUCGCGCCGCUUGUCCCACGCUUCAAAGUUGCUGACAUCGUCGGAUGUAUCGGCAAGGUGCAGAUCGACCGCAGCGGCCAAAAAUUCUUGAUCACUCAGCAAAUGGCGCGCUGCCAAGACAUCAAUACGGAGUCUUACCAUCAAAUGAGCGUCAUCAGGCUGGAAAUUGACGUCUAUCGUCAGCCAUUUGAAUGGAGCCGCGUUGCUACGGAAACGACGGAGCAAGCUGCAAAACACAAAACGCGAUAUGGUAACAUGCCAAGAGACCGUGUGCGCCUGCUCGUGUCUGACCCUUCCCAGAACGACAAAGCUGUGGCAUCUCCAAUGAUUCCGACCAAUCGAGAGAACCAAGACUCCACCAAAAGGCAACGCCUUCAGCGAGACGAAGCUCGCAGGUUGAUCUCGGGUGAUGCUCCUUUCUCCAUGCCUUCGUCAUCAUCUGCCCCCUUCUCGAUCUCAUCUCGGACCCGCGAGCAUACUCGGUCGUCUCGGGCAUCCGAUGCAAGCACUCGACAGCUUCGCGCACACGCAAAGAUUGCUGAUCGACAUCUGACCGAGUCCUACUUUCAGCUCCAGCUGCAGCAGCACAUAAGUCAGCACUUUCAGUGUCAGCCUUUCACCCUUUCGGAUCUCCGCCUGGACUCCGCACUCUCCUCGCUCGCUCAACGCCUCGUCAUUAUUCGUUUACAACGCCGCCUCGCUUCUCGCUCGUCCGAUGCCUCGUGCAGCACCUCUCUCAAUACCACCGAGCAGCAUCCGGAGAAGAUUCGUCGGCUCUUCGAAUGGGCCAUUCGAAAGAUGAUGCAGGACGGCUUCGUCACCCUCGCCGAGAUCGAUGACUCGAGAGCUCUCAAGGCAGCUCGAAAGAAGGACACGACUAGCACGGACGUGUAUCGUCUUGUCACACCCGAGUACCUCUUGCAUCCGCUCAAGAAGUUGCUAGGCAAUAGUGUCUCUACAUUGCCAUGCAACGCUGCCUCGCACAAUGCAGAAGAGCUCGCCGCUCGUCUACGUAUCUUGGAUGAUCGCUUUCGAAACAUCACUUGCUCUCUUGUUCAAGAUAGUCUCGCUUUGUACUACGCACGCCGUGCACCCAUUGUAAUCGAUUGA
This is a messenger RNA of Sporisorium graminicola, 1554 nucleotides long. RefSeq lists its product as uncharacterized. NCBI's taxonomy places the organism in Eukaryota, Fungi, Basidiomycota, Ustilaginomycetes, Ustilaginales, Ustilaginaceae. Gene Ontology annotation, biological process: nucleotide-excision repair; DNA replication; double-strand break repair via homologous recombination. The record is from RefSeq and is a predicted model, not a curated record. The transcript is spliced from 3 exons. Bases 1 to 1554 code for a protein of 517 amino acids. Gene Ontology annotation, cellular component: site of double-strand break; DNA replication factor A complex; chromosome, telomeric region.